This is a messenger RNA of Rhopalosiphum maidis (corn leaf aphid), 2267 nucleotides long. RefSeq names its product cleavage and polyadenylation specificity factor 73 (gene Cpsf73). Bases 122 to 2209 code for a protein of 695 amino acids. The transcript is spliced from 14 exons. The record is from RefSeq and is a predicted model, not a curated record. Gene Ontology annotation, biological process: mRNA 3'-end processing by stem-loop binding and cleavage. Gene Ontology annotation, molecular function: RNA binding; RNA endonuclease activity; 5'-3' exonuclease activity. Lineage: Eukaryota; Metazoa; Arthropoda; Insecta; Hemiptera; Aphididae. Gene Ontology annotation, cellular component: mRNA cleavage and polyadenylation specificity factor complex.
UAAACAUAAAAGACAAGUUAAAACAUUUUUCCUUUUUAUUAUAAUUUACAAUAUUACAAUUAAGUAACUAUUGUUAUUUUAGGUUUGUUUUAUGUCUUUUAUUUAGUUUCGUUUAGGAAAAAUGUUGUCCGUUCAAGAUAAGAAGGGUGAGGAAAUUCAGAUAUCUGAAGAAGAAAAUGAUAAACUUACUAUAAAACCUUUAGGUGCUGGACAAGAGGUUGGUAGAUCAUGUAUUGUUAUGGAAUUCAAAGGAAAAAAAAUUAUGCUUGACUGUGGAAUUCAUCCAGGUCUUCAAGGUUUAGAUGCAUUGCCGUUUGUGGAUCUCAUUGAAGCAAAUGAAAUUGAUUUACUAUUAAUCACUCAUUUUCAUUUGGACCAUAGUGGAGCAUUACCGUGGUUUUUACUCAAGACUAAAUUCAAAGGAAAAUGUUACAUGACUCAUGCAACCAAAGCCAUUUAUAGAUGGUUAUUAUCAGAUUACAUUAAAGUCAGCAACAUAGGAACUGAACAAAUGCUUUAUACUGAAGCUGAUUUAGAAAAGAGUAUGGAUCGUAUUGAAACAAUAAAUUUCCACGAAGAAAAAGAUGUUGGAGGUAUUCGUUUUUGUGCUUAUAAUGCUGGCCAUGUAUUAGGUGCUGCAAUGUUCAUGAUUGAGAUUGCUGGUGUUAAAGUUUUGUAUACUGGAGACUUUUCAAGACAAGAAGACAGACAUUUAAUGGCUGCUGAAAUACCACCUUCAAGGCCGGAAAUUCUUAUUACUGAGUCUACUUAUGGAACUCAUAUUCACGAAAAACGUGAAGAACGUGAACGAAGAUUUACUAUGCUUGUCAAUGAUAUUGUUAAUCGAGGUGGAAGGUGUUUAAUUCCAGUUUUUGCAUUAGGACGAGCUCAAGAAUUAUUGUUAAUCUUAGAUGAAUAUUGGGGUCUUCACCCAGAACUUCACGAUAUUCCAAUAUAUUAUGCAUCUUCGUUGGCUAAAAAAUGUAUGGCUGUAUAUCAGACAUAUAUUAAUGCUAUGAAUGAUCGUAUCAAACGUCAAAUUGCUGUUAAUAAUCCUUUUGUUUUUAAACAUAUUACUAACCUUAAAAGCAUUGAUCAUUUUGAAGAUAUUGGUCCUUGUGUUAUAAUGGCAUCUCCUGGUGUUAUGGAAAGUGGUCUUUCUAGAGAGCUUUUUGAAAUGUGGUGUACAGAUAGUAAAAAUGGAGUUAUAAUUGCUGGUUAUGUGGUACAAGGAACACUAGCUAAAGCUAUUUUAUCUGAACCUGAAGAUAUCACAACAAUGACUGGACAAAAGUUACCAUUGAAAAUGUCUGUAGAUUAUAUUUCAUUUUCAGCACAUACAGAUUAUCAACAAACACGAGAAUUUAUAAACAUUUUAAAACCACCCCAUAUUGUAUUAGUACAUGGAGAACAAAAUGAAAUGCAAAGGCUGAAAUCUGCUUUGGUUAGAGAAUAUGAAGAAAACUCUGAAGAUAUUAAAGUUUAUAACCCCCGGAAUACUGUAGGAGUUGACUUUUAUUUUACUGGGGAAAAAACUGCUAAAGUAAUGGGAGAAAUAGCUGUUGAGAAACCAGCAGAAGAUAAUAUUUUAAGUGGUGUUUUAUUAAAAAAAAAUUUUAGCUAUCAUAUUUUUGCUUCUGAAGAUAUCCCAAGAUAUUCUGAUAUGUUAUUAAGCGAAAUUCAUCAAAAACAACUUCACAGAUUUACAUCAUCAUUUACAGUAUUACAAAAUAUGUUAUCCCACUUGACUGGUAGUGUACCUGAAAUAAUUAUUCCAAACAAAAAGUUAAGAGUAUUAAACUCGGUGGAUGUCUCUGUGGAUAAAAACUUUGCGACCCUAGAAUGGAGCACUACACCUGAAAAUGAUAUGUAUGCAGAUAUUGUUGUACAAGUGUUAAUGAAAAUUCAGUCAAUGAGUAAUGGGGACAUGAAAAAUGUGGCAUCAGUUCCAUUUACUGAGUAUGACCAUAUGCAUUUCAAAGAAUGUCUGAUUGAAAUCUUACAAGAGAUGUUUGGUGAAGAAUCUGUGCCAAAAAUAUUUAGAGGUGAAAAGUUGUUUGUCGCUGUUGAUGGGAAAAAAGCUAAUAUUAAUUUAAAAAAUUUGGAAGUAACGUGUGAAGAUGAAGUUUUGCAACGAAUGGUACAGGCUGCCAUAUCUAGAUUACAUAAUACUGUAACACCUUUAAAUAUUACAAAUAUGACAACAUAAUUUGUUCCAUUUUUUUUUUUUUUUUUUUUAUUAUUAUUAAUUUUAUAUACAUGAAAUU